ACAGUCAUACAGAACUGAUUUGGUUUUUUGCACCAUGUAACAAAAAAGAUGAAUUCUUUGGUACCUGAAACACAUCACCCGUCGAACGAUUUAACCUGGUCGCUGUAACCUGCGUAGUCGGAAAAGCUUGACCCUCUGGUUUCCAUCUCCAGUUUGAACCAAUAUGAACAACUUGAGCACGUUUGCAUUCUGUGGAGUCAGCUUACCAAGUGCGCACAAAGUCUUAUAGCGGUAGCUAGCGUUAGCUCUGCAAAGCUGCCGUCUGUGGCCCGUUUCGGCUGUUUCACGCACAGGAACCGGUUCUUUGAACAAGCUCAGACUCAACGCCAUGCAUCUGUUACGUCUAGUGUGCCGCCACAAGACAGCCCUGGUCAUUGGCACAGUGUGCAGCUUUGCUGUAGUUCUGGUUUUCUUGGCCAAAUGUACCUCAGAAACCCUGAAACAGGGCCACCAGGAUCCACCAGGCCUAGCCCCUCAUGCAAUUGCGUUGCAAUCCCAUCCAGAAAAUCACAAUCCCCCCUCUACAUCUAAAGACUUGUCAGCACUGCUGGUGGUCCUCAUCACAACUGGACCAAAGUACACAGAGAGGAGGAGUAUCAUCCGCAGCACCUGGCUGGCCAAGCGGGACUCAGAUGUUCUGGCCAUGUUUGUGGUGGGAACUCAGGGGCUUCCCAAUGAGGACCUUCAGAACCUGAACACAGAGCAGGGGAGGCACAAGGAUCUCCUCUUACUGCCUGACUUGCGAGAUUCUUACGAGAACUUAACACUGAAGCUGAUGCACAUGUACUCCUGGCUGGACCAGAAUGCAGAGUUCAAGUUUGUCCUCAAAGCAGAUGAUGACACAUUUGCUCGCUUGGACAUCCUGAAGGAGGAGCUGAAGGGGAAAGAGCCCAGCCGAUUAUACUGGGGCUUCUUUUCAGGGAGGGGGCGAGUGAAAACAGCUGGAAAGUGGCGGGAAAGCUCAUGGGAGCUUUGUGACUACUACCUGCCCUACGCACUGGGAGGGGGCUACAUCCUCUCAGCAGACCUUGUACAUUAUAUUCAUAUUAGUGCAGGGUACUUAAAAACAUGGCAGAGUGAGGAUGUGUCACUGGGCGCUUGGCUGGCACCAGUGGAUGUUCGCAGAGUACAUGACCCACGCUUUGACACAGAAUACAAAUCGCGUGGUUGCAACAACAAAUACCUGGUGACACAUAAGCAGAGCUUGGAGGACAUGCUGGAAAAACACCAGACUUUGCAGCGUGACGGCCGGCUCUGCAAGGAGGAAGUCAAGCUGCGAUUGUCCUAUGUCUACGACUGGAGUGUUCCACCAUCACAGUGCUGCCAAAGGAAGGACGGCAUUCCUUAAAUAUGUUCUUUUAACAAGACUGAAGGUACACCCUGUUGAACAUCUCUCUUGUCUGAAAAAGUUAAGCAGUAAUACUUUUCAACCAAGGCAAGGAAUUCCAUUUAAAGAUGUGUAAUGGGUCCCUGACAGACAUCAAAAUAAAUGUGCUAAAACUGUUUAAAAGGUUA
Messenger RNA from Labrus bergylta (ballan wrasse), 1515 nucleotides. It is a transcript of the gene b3galt6, whose product is annotated as UDP-Gal:betaGal beta 1,3-galactosyltransferase polypeptide 6. Gene Ontology annotation, cellular component: Golgi membrane. Gene Ontology annotation, biological process: glycosaminoglycan biosynthetic process. NCBI's taxonomy places the organism in Eukaryota, Metazoa, Chordata, Actinopteri, Labriformes, Labridae. The record is from RefSeq and is a predicted model, not a curated record. Gene Ontology annotation, molecular function: UDP-galactosyltransferase activity.